Messenger RNA from Hydractinia symbiolongicarpus, 6177 nucleotides. RefSeq lists its product as uncharacterized. The transcript is spliced from 4 exons. The record is from RefSeq and is a predicted model, not a curated record. Bases 315 to 5549 code for a protein of 1744 amino acids. Lineage: Eukaryota; Metazoa; Cnidaria; Hydrozoa; Anthoathecata; Hydractiniidae.
AACUGCCUAUCCUGUGCACGUGAGAGAUCAUGCGCAGUGUUUACUGUUUGUUUAUAUGUAUUCAGAAGUGAGUGCAGAGAAAAACUGUUCUAUAUGUUUUACGGUUCAUUAACCAUGAAUGAACAAUACAGAACACAGAUGCAAACUGCAGCGCAAAACCUUGUUGUGCAGGCGUGAAUUUUUUACGAUACUAUCGUUCCUGCUGUUUUAUGUGUGUUUGUUAUAAGAAAUAAUGCUGCGAUUGUAUUUAUUGUUGCUUUGAUUGAUGAUCUACUUUGUUUCGAAUAGGAUGGCCUAGGUAACUGUUUUUAAGAAUGGGAUUGGAAAAGAUUCGUUUCAUACUUCUAUGUGUAUUGUUAGAAAGCUGCUUGGUGUGGUCCAUAGGAUAUUUAAAACCAGAGCAUGCAACUAGACGGACGGUAGUUGACAUCAAAAAAUCCGAUGACACUAUCGUAAAUCGUAAACAUACGGUUACGAAAGAAAUUCUAAGUAAUAACUCGCUCUUGCAAGCUGAUCAAGAAAUCCAACAAACUUUUAGCAAUAUAAAGAAUAAAACGCAGAACAAUCAUCAAAGUGGAUUUUUGGAUAAUGAGCAUCCAGUGGAUAGUGAUGACGCAAGUGGUUCGUUUUCAUCUGAUUUAAUUGGUGUUGACAAAAAAGAGGGCUUGAACAUUUUACCAAUGCAGACGGAGAAAGCUAAGAAGAAGCAAUAUGCAACUGACGAUUUCCGCGUCAACACAUUAGCACAACCACCCGUUAUCAGUCAAGAGUUUCACCCUCCCUCAAUGUCAAUGCCGCCUAAUCAUGUUCAAAUAGACUAUCCACAAGAAGGAGUACAUUUAGAACCUCCGAUGGAACACCAUUAUGAAGAACCAGAGCCUCAUAUUGAAGAACCUGUUUUUGUUCACCACGUACCUCCACCGCCUCCGCCACCGCCUGAACCUGUGUUAAUACCUGUGCCUAUUGCGGCCCCACCGCCCCCACCACCACCACCACCUCCAUGUACAGUACAUAUUCCCGUAACCAUUCAUUUAAAAGGAAAAUUAGCAAUAAAAGUGAAACACUGUGAAAAUUGCGAUUUCUCAAAAAACAUUGAGGCGAUAGGACCGCUUAAAAUAGCUCCUAUAAAAGGACUAAACGAGAAGCUUACAGGAGCGAUUGAGUCUCAAGCUAAGAAAGAAGCGACUGCAGAAGAAGCACAGGCGAGGAAGGACUCCCUCGCCGUUGCUGGAAGUGGAGAUACGAGCUCCGUGGAAAAUAACGGAGUGGCUGGGGGUAAUACCAAAGUGGAAUUAAAUGUGGAUGCUUCUGCUACAAAACGAAAUGAUCCUCCAGAAGCAGACCUCAAUGAAGUCCUACCCAAAAUCGAUGAUAUGGUAUUUGAUGAGGACUUCGUCUACUCAAAUGUUGUACGUGGUACAAAGAAAGAUGAAACCGAUGCAAACGAUGACAAGAAACAUAUAGUUGUUGCGAAACCAGUACAUAUUCCAGGUGCUCUACUUCCAACGGAUGCCUUCAAGAGGGGUGUUGUUAUCAGUUUACCAAAAGGUAAAGCACUGUUAAAAUGUGUCGUACCUAUCAAUGGCAGUGAAAGCGACUCUAAGGAGAUGGAAGAAGCACCUAUUGAUAACACCGCAGAAAAUACCGCGUCAUAUCCUGUCAAUAACGAUGUAGUAACGUUAUCAAGGCCCGAUACGAAUGUGAUAAAGCCUGUUUCUAAAGAACAGGAGCCUCAGCCAGAGAGCAGUAAUAAAAAGGAUAGCUCAGCUGCGGUGCCAGUAAGUACCAGCGUUGAAAAGGAAUUUUCGUCAGCGACUGAACAGCUUCAUAUGGACAAAAUGCGUCCACAAGAAGAGCAUACUAAUGUCGCGAAAACAAGAAGAUUUACAGAGAAAUUCUUAAAAACGUUUGAUAAAGAUAUGUUAAUCUCACUCUAUAAGAUGGCGGUUGGAGAUAUUUUGAGCGAGUUACAGCAUCAGAAAAAAGCGCAUCGUAAGACACAAAUUUUAAGAAAAAAGAUAAAAACUUUGCAGCAGGAAAGAUCGUCUUUAGAGAAGAAAUUUCCAGGUAUUGCGAAAACAUUAAUCGAUCCUGCAAAUACUUUGGAUUUAAAUACACGAAAUACACGUUCUGUAACGGAUGACGAUAACGAAGAGAGUUCUGUAACGUUUAAAAACAAACAUGGUAGUCCCGUUACCCUGGAUAUAGAAAAACCGCUGAUCUCGAACAGUACAAGGCGCGUAAAAUUAGUUGACACAUACCGACCGGCAAUUAUCCGUAAGCCGGCAAAGGGCAAAACCUUUUCUAAGAAACCUGAACCGGAGGUUAAAGAUGAGAAAGAAGCUAACAACGCGCUUAGUUUCUAUGGUGAUUUAGAUCCACUGAAGUUAAUGGAAGAAAAUCCAGCCUGUAUAGAUGCGAUGUGCGAGAAACACAAACAGUUCAUCAAACAUGCCGGUCAGUACUUCCAAAGUUUAGAUAAAAUCGCACUGGAGCCGUAUAAGAAAUUCAUGACUGACAAAGACAAGCCAAACAACGAGAUGGACAGUUCUGCCAAGAUUUAUGACGUAGGCUAUGGUGACGUCAUUAACGUUCGGACGAUUAAAAAUGAAGGUGAAAAGGAAAAAGAAAAAAUUCAACAAGCGAAACGCCAGUCAAUAUCUGAAUCUGUAGGUAACUCUGAUACUCAUGUGGCUAAUGAACCAAGUACGAUAGUUGAACUAUUUGGAAAACUACCACGAGUUCCUUUAAAAAUUACUUUGAAUCCUAAAGGUCCGUUAGCGAAGUUAAAGAAACCCAUCGAGAUAGACUUAAGACCACCGGGAAAAGGAAGUCUUUCAACAAGGAUGAUGGCUACUGCAAAUGAUCCUACUGUAGCUGUGCAUGUGGAGAACAGAAUCUUCAAAGAUGAGCAACUAAAUCCGAAGGAAGAGAAGAAACUACAAGAAGUUUAUGCAGACUUAAAGAGACGAAGUGUUCUGGAAGAUCGACCAAUACGACACCACGUUGUUCUUAAACCUCAGAAAGUAAUCACAGAAAAAGCAAGUUCAAGAAUGAGAAUUGUGGUUAGCUUGCCGAAAGAGCUACAACAACUGAUGGCAAGAAACAAUGGGAAUUAUCAAGGAAAAUCACGUAGUUUGUCGUAUAAUACUCCGACGCAAGUUUCGACGUCGUUAUUGCAGCCAAAAACUACUACAUCAAAUGAGAAUACCCUUCUAAGUUCUCAAACAUCAACUAAUGUGGAUACUACUAAACCAAGCAUAGAAGAAUACGAGAAGACCUUGGAAAAACUGAAAGAACAGACAAAGGCGGCAAUAGCACAAUAUAAUCGAAUAAAGGACCCCUAUUCAGAUAUAGGAAAGAAAAGAAGCAAAGGCGGGAAAGUAAGUCAUAAUAAACACAUAAAGAAAAUUAAAAAUGAUCCUUAUGCUGACCUAGGUUCAUCAUUUGCGAGUAUCGAAAAAAGAAGCGGUCUAAACAACGAUACAGGAACAGGUAAAAAAAACACUACGGAAUAUGAGAAAAUUGCGCUAGAUCCUUACGCAACACUAGGUUCAGCCAUAUCAUCAAUAAACAAGAGAGAAAACUUUCCACGUCGAAAGAAACAUGUUGAGAAAAGAAAUCAUAAACACCACCCAUCAAAAAAGCAAAACCCAUUCCAGAAGAAAGAAGGCGUUCCUCAGUAUACAAGUGGAACAGCGAUAUCUCUGAUACGUCAUCAACCCAAUCCGGUUGAUACGGAAGCAACCAAACAGGCAAACGUGCAACCUUCCAGCAACCCACCUGAUCAUUUGAAUGAGGCGUCGCAAGCAUUUCCUGCAACUCUUUUAGAAGGAACCAAUGCAACUGCUCUGUCUGCGUUCCCGAAAUUUAAAGAAGCUUUAGCUAAAAUCAACCCGGAGACAAGGAAGAAGUUGUUAAACAUGAAACCAUUUAAGUUUCUCUCAAAGAUGGAUGUUCAGUCUAUUCCAGUAGAUCACGAUCCUUACGCAGAUAUGGGGAGUGCUGUCCAAGGUGGGGACACCAGGAGUAAGCUAAGGAAAAGAAAAAGGUCAAAAGUAAAGCAUUCAAGAAUAUUUAAGCAUAAAAAAUACGAUACAAUGAAUGCGUCGAAACGAUCCUCUACGUAUGACCCAUAUGCAGACCUUGGUACUUCUAUCGGUCUUUCCCAAAACGAAGCUCGAACAAAAACAAAACAGGAACCAGUUGAUUCUAAAGAGGAUCAAGCUGUGAACGUGACAAUGAAGGACGAGAACAACGUCGUUAAGGAACCAGCUUCAGCACAGACGUAUUCACCAAAAUCACCAAAGAUAGUGCCUCCGUUAUCAAGAAGCCACGAUGCACAAGGCGAUCAUCAGUUGAGAUUUGUACACGUCUCAAAUGAUCUAACGGACCACUAUCACGAAAUAGGUCAAACACCACGUGCUGUUGAAAGUAUGGCUAAUCGUGGAGAAAGAUUCGUCAACUUUGGUAAUAUCGAGAAAGAUAUCUCUGCUCAUAUAAAUGAGUUAGAAGAAAACGACAAUACCGAAGAAGCUACCAGCUCCAAAGAGAACACAAAAUCGUUCAUGAAGGGAGAUCCUUAUUCUGAUCUUGGUACGUAUGCCAAUGGAAAUCCACGAGCUUCUUCUAAUAAAAGUCAAUCAGAUACACCACCUAAAGAAAUUAAGUCCACCCAAGGUAAAGUUAAAAGUUUCAGUAAGAAACCAACUAAAAAUCAAAAAAACAUCGAAAUGGAAAAGGGAGACCUCGAACAAACUGGGGAAGAAAGUAAAACGGCAGAAAACGAUUUGGCGACUAUUGAGAAACUAGAGAAAGAAAUUGCUGUGGAAAAAGCUAAAGUAGACGCCAACCAGGUAGCACCUUCGUCUGUGUUGGAACAAAAUGUGGGAAAGGAAGUGCUGGGACCAUACGUAGAAAUGGGUGGUCCUAUUAAGAAGAAAACAGAGCGUGUACAUCCAUCUUAUGACGAUAUUACGUCCAUCAUCCGUACCGUGAACCAUCAUAAGAAACCGCGACAAGAAAAUGGUGUUAAAAAGUCUAAACCAAUUGGAAGGGCAGCAGUAGAUCACAAGCGAAAACGGAGAAGAAACUGCCUUCCUCUUAAACCCGAGGAUGUUUUAAAGUUGCUGAAAGAUGCUUCUUCAGCCAAUUAUUUUAACUCCAUACAAUCAAAGAAAAAUACUAAUCACACUGAUGAUCCAUAUGCGAAUCUGGGUAAGGAUCUGUCUGGAAAUAAACGCUCCUAUCCCUGUACUAUACCGGUUAUUAAAGAGGAUGACACUCCGGUAUCAAAGCCUACCGGUGUAAAUCACACAUCACUUGGCAAAGAUCCAUAUGCAGAAAUGGGUACGUCAGUAGAAGGUGUGUCUGGUGAGAAGAAGACAGUUUUAAAUAGAGCUCCAGAUCCUUAUGCAGAUUUAGGCACGGUAACAAAUGAUGUUGUUAGUUUAUCGAGCAAGGAUAACACCCAUCUAAAAAACGGCGCUACUAACAUUCUCUCAAAAACUGCAGCGAGACGUUCACUCCAUUACAAAGACUCCACCUAACUUGAAAUAUUGACAGACCCAAGGAGAAAAGGAGAGCAAUGCUGCAUGUAUAUAAUCUAAAUGAGCAUUUCUUAUGUGAAGGAUUUCAGAUUCAAUAGAUAGGAAUCUUAUCGUUAUCAACUCGACUGAAAAAACAACCUCUUCAUAAAAGCUGACCAGAAGAAAUAUAAUGAGGCGCGGCACACAAACAACGCUGGACAAGUCCGUGUAGGGAGUAUUUCAUACUAGAGAAGCUACUGAUGCAAAAAUUUGUAGAUACGCUUUGUUACUAUGUGACAGUUAUUAAACAAUAGUAUAUAUUUUAUUUAAUUUAAUUUUAUAAUAUAGCUAACUUGAAUAAAACCAAAUUGAUUUAUCUGCGUUGAUUGGUUUGUUUGUUAAUGCCUCUCAGAUAAUACUGAUAGCCAAUUUACAAAUUUAAGAUUGCCAAUGAUAUUGAUUGCAAGCAGAGAUUAAUUAGUACAAAAUUAAUAAAUCUGUUUUAACUGGUUGUUUGUUUGAUGCAUGAAUCUCAAUAUUUACAAUUUUAUUUUGAAAAUUAGAUUCAUUUCGUUUGAAAAAUUUGAUAAAUCUUUAGUACGCUUCUAUAUACGGCCUAAAAAAAACUUCAUCUCGAAUAUAGGAAGUU